AGUAAAUUCAAGGGGAGAGAGAGAGAGAGAGAGAGAGAAGCAUCGUCCGCGCGGGAACAGACGAGUUGAUUCCCUCCAAUUUCAUCUUCCGCUUUCCCCUCCGAGGAUCUUGUUGUACCUCAGAUUACGUAGCGUUACCCGAGUAUGCUUCAGCUCACUCUCAGAGAUUCUCAAGUUCUCUCAAAACCCUAGUUUCCGAGAUUUACUCUGUUGAUCACCUACAAUUGGGGUUAAAUUCAUGGAGAGUCCGGCUAAGCAAUCCGGGGAUGCGAUGGAGACUGACGGCACUGAGAUCGGCAAGCCAAUGCCUAGGAGUGUUCAACGCCGAAUGGUACAGUCAACGCUUCUUCCUCACAAGGCUCAAGAACACGAAGAGAAUGGAGGAGAUCAAGAGGAGGAAUUGUGCGGGAGUCAGGGCAAGAAGAAAAGAAAGUCGAAGGGAAAGACGACGCCUCAAUCGAGAAGCGCGAAGAAGCAAGCGAAGGAGAAGCGAGCGGUAAACUUGACGCCAAAGAAAAUUUUACAUGCUGAAGAGGCAACAACCCCAACUCGGACAAUUCCAGACCUGCGACUAGAGGCGAAAAUAAAUAGGGAGGAAAAUUUACGGAUGUUUCCUGGAAAUCAAGUACAUCCCUUUUUCGUAUCCCUAAAAGCAGGGAAGAAAAGUGAAGGGGAUACUCAAUCGGCAGAGAGAGGGCGCACUGUUGGGAGAAAGAAAAGCGGAACUGAUUGUAAUCCAAUUCACGUCUAUGAAAUAGCUGGGGAUGAUGAACUAUCGCCAGACUGGCAAAACUGGACAUUCCUUGACAAAAGUGUUGUAAAUAAUGGUCAUACCUUGCAAAACACUUGUUCAUCAGUAUUUGAAGGCUGCGUUAAGUCUUUAAGUGUAGAUGAUCUUCCAAAUGUGUUGCCUGCUUCUGGUGCAAUUGUGGAGCCCAUGGAUCAUGGUUUCGCCAAGCAAGAAUGCAUUAAAGAGUUAACAUCAACUGUAUACAAUGUGGAUGCUGAUGAGGAAAUGAUUAUCCGUCACGUCCUAAGUACUGCAGAAGUGGAUGGUAACCCGAAUAAAACACUUGGGCUUAGUGAUUGUAAAGCAGGGCCAAUCCUUGAUCAUCGAAGUAGAUUUCUUCAGAACAGAAUGCGGUCAUACUACGAUCGUUGUCAAAGCUGUCCCAAAAAUUGUUUAUGGACAUACAAGUAUCAGCCGAGGAUGGCCAUGGAGGUAUGCGGUAAUCUUGAAUCAGUCAAUUUUUUAAGUGAGUGGCUACAUCUCUGGUAUGAAAAAAAUUCCCGGAACAAGAAAGAUUUUGCUGGGGGAAAUAAAUUCCAGAAGCAAGAUAACAAUGGGAACUGUUAUCAGAGUGAUUCUGACUAUGAAAAUCCAGAUGGUGAGGAUAGCCUAAAGAAUGUACUCCUCGUCACUGGAUCAUCUGGGAGUGGGAAAUCUGCAGCUAUUUAUGCUUGUGCCGAAGAGCAUGGUUUCAGGGUUAUUGAGUACAGUGCAUCUGUCAUUCGAUCAGGAGCUGUUCUCAAGCAGGAGAUUGGAGGGGUUUUACAUUCUCACCAGCUAAAUUGGCCUGUAAAAGAUUUCCAGGGGUCAAGGAACAAUUUUAUUGAAAAAUAUCCUUCCUCUCUUCAAGAGGACAAUUUUGCCAAUGAGGUGACUGGACCCAUCCCUUUGUCAAACAAUGAUUCUGAUGAUAACAUUGAAGUUGGAGAAUUUGGAUACAUCGCAUCUGAAAGCACCAGCAGCCAAGGUGAAGCUAAGCCUUUAAUUCUUUUAGAGGACGUGGAUAUCCUUUUUCCUGAGGAUCGUGGUUUUAUUUCUGCAAUUCAAGAGAUUGCUGACACAGGAAAGGUUCCCAUAAUUUUGACCAGCAAUAGUAGCGAUCCUGUUCUUCCUGUUAGGUUGGACAGGCUACAAGUCUCUUUAAUACAACCAUCAUUAACGGAACUACUCAGCCAUUUAUAUAUGAUUUGUGCUUCUGAAGGAGUCAACAUCCAAAAAUGCUUACUUGAGCGUAUUAUUCAUUGUUACCACAACGAUAUUCGGAAAGCCAUUAUGCAUCUUCAGUUCUGGUGCCAGGGUAAAGAAUUUAGAGAUAAAAUUCAGAAAAAGUAUGGCUCACUUUUAUUUGAUCUUGAUGCUGGCCAUCAGAUACUUCCGGUGAUAAUGCCAUGGAGUUUCCCAUCUCAGUUAUCAGUGCUACUUGACAAAGAGAUCACAAAGUCGUUAUUAAGAAUGGAAACAACUUCUUGCUUGUUGGAAGCACGUGAAAGUGAAUUUUAUGAAGAGGAAAUGCAGAAUGGCCAGGACUAUCAAAAUUAUGAAAACAGUUAUCUUUUAGAUGCCAAGAAGGCAGCGAUGUUGAGUAGGAAUGGCUCUAUUCAAGAUCACAAUGACUUUGCAGUGAAGUUUGAUGCUGCACAUGAGUGUUCUGAUAUUUCAGGAACCACUAUUCCUUUAUCUAGUCAGAAGCGCCGAAGAAGGCUGGAUAUGGUGGUGUCUUCUGAUUCUGAAGAUGUGCAUGUCAACAAGGAAUGUUCUCAGGUCCCAAAUAGAGAUGACAGUAUAUUAUUGUCUCACCAACCAGCACCUCCAAAUUACUCGAGCCAAUUAAAUGGACUGCUUUAUCAUACGACAGAUAAUACUGUUGAAGAUAAUUAUCCAUGUUCAGAAACUGCAGGUGGUAUAGAUCUGAACGAGAUGUUUAUGUCUGUCACUACCUCAUACGUGCCAGAGUCAAUAUUUGUUCCUGAGACAGAAAUUCAUGAUACGGAGAUGUUUACCGAAAUGGCAUCUCAUGGGGAUGCUGGUGCCAGUCCAGAAGUUUCUAUGAAUGAGCUUUCUCAGAACGUGUUAUCAGUUGAAGCCAAUAGUUUCAAUUCACCUGCGCACCCCAUACAAGAAACUACGGCUGUUUCGGAAAAUUUUUGCAAUGUAUUUAAUUCAUCCCGCGAAGAGGGGGAAGAAUUUUCAUGUAAUGGACAUAUGGAAAACAUUAUCAGAACAUAUCCUGUGAUGGAUGAGUGCAGCCGUGUAGACUUUAACAAGUUCAAGACUAUAAAGAAACCUGAUUUGAACGUAUCGGGUGAUUCAGUGCAUAAAUUGUGGAAACAACUUCGCCACCAUCACUUAGAUCUUCUAGGGCAUCAUAUCGUGCCAGAAAAGCAAGAAACCGUUCAGAUUGUCGAAUUAGUUCAUAGAAUGAGCCAUCUAAUUUCAGAUUCAGACCUGUUGUUUUCUUCCUGCCAACUACAAGAUAAACAGACUUUUGUAUCUGAAGAGCCAGACUCAUUCUUCUUUGGAGGUCAGCAAUUGCAAAUGUCAUCUACAAUUGCUCAGCAUGGAUUUUGCUCCAUUGUGAGUGAUAUUGCUACCAUGGCUUCUCGUGUGGGCCUCGGUAGCUCGUUGGAUAUUGUACCAGAGAUGCUUGCCUCUACGACUAAUACAGCAGUAUCGGGAAAAUUAAUGAGGCACAAUAUGAUGGAUAGCUUCUCUUCCACUAAGAAAGAUAGUGAACUGAGCCUUCCAGAAAAUAGUCAUAUGCUAGAGAGAGAUAUGAAAUCACGUCUCUUGGACGUAGUUCAGCAUGUGGCUCCCAACAGAUUGCAUUUGGCACUGAAAGGUCUACAAUUCUUCGAAUAUCUUUCUUCGUUGCGCUGCAUUUCAAGAUCAGAGACGCUACGUAUCUUAAACGUCAAUGGCAAUGAUAAGACGAAAAGACGAAGGGGUCGUGUUGCACAACACUACUUGAGCACUGGUUCUCGUCUCUUCUCCCCGGAAGAUAUAACGCUGCUAGGAGAAUCUAACCUUCCAUACAAAGAUAUUCAUACUAACACCGUUAGGUUACUAUGAUAUAGUGAAUAGCUGUAGGGAAUAAAAAGCUAAUGAGAUAAUGAAUGGCUGUAGGGAAUAAAAGGUUAUUGAGAGUGAGGCCUUCAUUACAUUAGAAGAUUAGAAGAUUAGAAGUUUAACUAGGUUGGUAGAUAGUUUAUGCUUGUAAUUAAAUUUCUUCCCAUUUAUUUCAAGUUUACAAUUUUUUCAGUAA
Molecule: messenger RNA, 4052 nt
Organism: Cucurbita pepo subsp. pepo (vegetable marrow)
Lineage: Eukaryota; Viridiplantae; Streptophyta; Magnoliopsida; Cucurbitales; Cucurbitaceae
Product: P-loop containing nucleoside triphosphate hydrolases superfamily protein
Biological process (GO): mitotic DNA replication checkpoint signaling; DNA repair; DNA damage checkpoint signaling
Molecular function (GO): DNA clamp loader activity; chromatin binding
Source: RefSeq, a predicted model, not a curated record